Suricata suricatta (meerkat) is the source of this 1969-nucleotide messenger RNA. It is a transcript of the gene LPAR2, whose product is annotated as lysophosphatidic acid receptor 2. Lineage: Eukaryota; Metazoa; Chordata; Mammalia; Carnivora; Herpestidae. The record is from RefSeq and is a predicted model, not a curated record. Gene Ontology annotation, biological process: G protein-coupled receptor signaling pathway. Gene Ontology annotation, molecular function: lysophosphatidic acid receptor activity. The transcript has 3 exons. Bases 529 to 1584 code for a protein of 351 amino acids. Gene Ontology annotation, cellular component: membrane.
AUCCAAGGCCCCUUUCAUCCCCAAACAUCCUUGAGCACCUACAGGCAGUACCGGCUGGGCCCGGGCACCAGGCUGAGUCACACGGGCCCGGCCCUCCCGGAGCUCCACGUCCCCGAUCCGGUCCUGCAUAAUCAAACAAAUAUAACAAAGUGCAGAUAACUGGGACAAUGGGGCUGUGUGCUCUGGGCCGUGGGAGCUCAGGGCCGCCACAAGCCGGGGCCGGGAAGCGGGCACCGCUGCCGAGGGUGGAGGGCGUCGGGGCGGGAUUCCGAGAAACUUGAGUGCUCCCGGAGGGUCACCUGGGGCCGGAGAGGUCCGAGGGGCACCGGAGGCCGCUGUACGCGGCAGCUGAGUGCUCAAGAAACGGAGGCGGGGCGGGGGUCCCCGGCUGCGGGAGCCUAGUCGGAUCAGGGCGUGGCUUGGAACUCGGCAACGGAUUGGACGCCAGGGAGCGGGCGGGGUGGCCGGGCGGGGGUGCCGACCCUGAGACCACCCGGAGCUGCGCCCUGGCUGCGCGAGGUCACUGCGAUGGUCAGCAUGGGCCAGUGCUACUACAAUGAGACCAUCGGCUUCUUCUACAACAACAGUGGCAAGGAGCUCAGCUCCCACUGGCGGCCCAAGGAUGUAGUUGUGGUGGCUCUGGGGCUCACUGUCAGCGUGCUGGUGCUGCUCACCAACCUGCUGGUGAUCGCGGCCAUCGCCUCCAACCGCCGCUUCCACCAACCCAUUUACUACCUCCUGGGCAACCUGGCUGCAGCCGACCUCUUUGCUGGUGUGGCCUACCUCUUCCUCAUGUUCCACACAGGCCCUCGCACCGCCCGGCUCUCGGUGGAGGGCUGGUUUGUGCGGCAGGGCCUGCUGGACACGAGCCUGACGGCGUCGGUGGCCACGCUGCUGGCCAUUGCCGUGGAGCGGCACCGCAGCGUGAUGGCCGUGCAGCUGCACAGCCGCCUGCCCCGUGGCCGCGUCGUCAUGCUCAUCGUGGGAGUGUGGGUAGCCGCGCUGGGCCUGGGGCUGCUGCCCGCCCACUUCUGGCACUGCCUCUGUGCCCUGGACCGCUGCUCACGCAUGGCCCCCCUGCUCAGCCGUUCCUACCUGGCCGUCUGGGCCCUGUCCAGCCUGCUUGUCUUCCUGCUCAUGGUGGCUGUCUACACUCGAAUUUUCUUCUAUGUGAGGCGGAGGGUGCAGCGCAUGGCGGAGCAUGUCAGCUGCCACCCUCGCUACCGAGAGACCACACUCAGCCUGGUCAAGACCGUUGUCAUCAUUCUGGGGGCGUUCGUGGUCUGCUGGACGCCGGGCCAGGUGGUGCUGCUCCUGGACGGUCUGGGCUGCAAGUCCUGCAACGUUCUGGCCGUGGAAAAGUAUUUCCUGCUCUUGGCUGAGGCCAACUCGCUGGUCAACGCCGUGGUGUACUCGUGCCGAGAUGUGGAGAUGCGCCGCACCUUCCGCCGCCUCCUCUGCUGUCUGUGCCUUCGCCGGUCCACCCACGAGUCUGCCCGCUACACGCCCUCCUCCCGAACGGGGGCCAGCACUCGCAUCAUGCUUCCCGAGAAUGGCCACCCCCUGAUGGACUCUACCCUUUAGCCAACUGGGACUUCACUGAGGCGCUGCAGAUGCCAGAUCAUGGCCCCUGACCCCUUGUGGAUGCACCUGGCUCUACCCAAUCUGCAGGACAGACUUACGGGCAGACCCUCCGUCUGCGGUGGCACCACUCCACCGCCUGCCUGCCCCGGGGCUUGGGGAGGUGGGGUCACCUCCAAAUGCCCAGGAGAGAGCCAGAUGGGGUUAAGGAAUCUGCUCAUCAAUCAUCUCAGGCUGUGGGGGGUUUUAACUGACAUUUUCUAUUUUUACUGCACAUCCCUGGUAAACCCCUUGGACUGCUUCCUUGUCUGUGGUGAUGUGGGUGGCAAGGAUGGGAGAGAUGAGGCCACUCUGCCCAGUGUGACAGGGUAACAUGGAUGCACCACUG